AUGGAAGGCAAACCUAGUUCAUCAAAGGUGGUAGAGCAAGAUGGAGAUUAUGAAAGUGAAGAGCUUGGCAGUUCUGAUCCAGAUGUUAGUGGCAAUGAAAAGAUGCCUAAGUAUGAGAAGUUUAUAGGAGAUUUACUCAACAAAGACUAUGAGUUCAAGCUAGGUAUGGAGUUUAACUCUCUUGUUGAAUUUAAGGAUGCCAUAAGAGAAUGGUCUAUUUUAAAUGGUAGAGAGAUUACGUUUGUGAAAAAUGAAAGUAAUAGGGUAAGGGUUGCAUGUAGGGGUAAAUGUGUUUUUUUAGCCCUUUGUAGUACAGUUUGUGACAAACACACUUUCCAAUUAAAGACUUGGGUGGGGACCCAUACAUGUGCUAGGGUUUUGAAUAACAAGUCAGCAAAUUCUAAGUGGGUGUCUAAGGUUGUUGUAGAAAAGAGGCAGCAUAAUGGCAAGGUCAAAGUUUCAAAUCUAAUGGCAGAACUUAGGAGCAAAUACUCAGUUGGGAUUUCUAAGGAAAGGGCAUGGAGAGCCAAACACAUAGCUGGAGAAAUUAUUGAAGAGCUUAAGAAACAAAAUGAUGGCAACACUGCAAAGAUCAAUGUGGAGAGGCCAAUUCCAACACUUCCACCAAGGUUUGGUAGUUUCUACUUUUGUUUUGAUGGCUGUAAGAAGGGGUUCCUUCAUGGUUGCAGACCAUUUAUUGGUGUAGAUGGCUGUCAUUUGAAGACAAAGUAUGGUGGCCAACUACUUAUUGUUAUGGCUAGAGAUCCAAAUGAUCAGUACUUUUCUCUAGCAUUUGGUGUUGUGGAGACAUAG
Molecule: messenger RNA, 813 nt
Organism: Vicia villosa (hairy vetch)
Lineage: Eukaryota; Viridiplantae; Streptophyta; Magnoliopsida; Fabales; Fabaceae
Exons: 2
Coding region: 1-813 (270 amino acids)
Source: RefSeq, a predicted model, not a curated record